Molecule: messenger RNA, 2180 nt
Organism: Amaranthus tricolor (Joseph's coat)
Lineage: Eukaryota; Viridiplantae; Streptophyta; Magnoliopsida; Caryophyllales; Amaranthaceae
Exons: 6
Coding region: 162-1784 (540 amino acids)
Source: RefSeq, a predicted model, not a curated record
AUGGACAACGCCACCUUUAUUCAUGUAUAAAAAUUUUCUAGGGUUUCCAGAUUGUCUUCACCUAAUUUUUCAAUCUUGACAAAAUAUAUUUCUUCGAAAUUUCGAAUUUGUGAUUUGGAUUUUUGAGUUUUCCGGCUAUAAUUCUGCUUAAAUACUUUUAAAUGAUGGAUUUCUCGAAUUCCAAGGAUUGUCAACGGUCGUCGAUUGUUGAAGAAAAUAGUACGGUGAAGUUGGAGAUCGAGGACUCUUUAGAUGAUGAACAUGGGCCUUUCAAUAAGAAGCAGAAGAAAUCUUCGUCUCUUAAUCAGUUCUCUUCGGGAAAUAAUCAAUCUCCAGUCCCCCUUUCACAUUACAAUCCCCUUGAGGAGCCUAGUCCAUUGGGUUUGCGCCUGAGAAAAAGCCCGUCACUCCUUGAGCUAAUCGAAAUGAGACUCUCCCAAGGGAAGUCUUCUACUUUGGGAUCCGCACCCAGUGAUGAUUCCAAAUCACGGGAAAAAAGUAACCUUAAAAGCAGUGCUCCUACUGCUACAGAUAAGCUUAAGGCUUCAAAUUUUCCUGCUUCCAUAUUAAAGAUUGGCUCUUGGGAGUAUACUUCUCGCUAUGAAGGGGAUCUAGUUGCAAAAUGUUACUUUGCCAAGCAUAAGCUUGUUUGGGAAAUUCUUGAGGGAGGCCUAAAGAGCAAAAUUGAAAUCCAGUGGUCUGAUAUCAUGGGAUUGAAAGCAGACUUUCCGGAUGAUGCUCCUGCAAACUUGGUUGUAGUGCUGGCACGUCAACCUCUGUUCUUCAGAGAGACAAAUCCUCAGCCAAGAAAGCAUACACUCUGGCAGGCUACAGCAGAUUUUACUAACGGACAGGCUAGCUUACAUAGGAAACAUUUCUUGCAAGUGCCAAAUGGUCUAUUAAACAAGCAUUUUGAGAAAUUAAUUCAGUGUGAUAUGCGUCUUAAUUUCCUGAGCCGACAACCAGAAAUAAUUUUAAAUUCUCCCUACUUUGAAUCCCACUCUUCUGCUUUUGAUGCCUCAAAUGAAUCCAAAAAUCAUGGCUUAGAUCAAAGAGAAACCAGCAGGGGGCCUAGCAUCUCAAUUUUUGAGGAUGUUGGAACACCUUCUGUAUCCCCAUCAUCUUCUAUCUCAAUCAAACAAGAUGAUACACUUCAUGGACCGUCUGAAAAUUUGUCUCGUGAAGCUACUUCCCCUAGCUCAGUGAUGGAUAUGCCUGUAAUGGAAGUUAGUACAAGCAGCCAAUCAAGUAAACUGAAGGGGUCGAAAAGCGUUGAACAGCUAAUAAUGCAAGGAAUACGCCCAUCCAUGUCAAUGACCGACCUUGUGAAUCAUAUUGGUAACUGCAUUUCAGAACAAAUGGGUUCCGAGAAUCCAGAGUUCACAGAAAACUGUUCUGAAUCCCGUAAAAUGCUUGAAGAUAUUGCGCAACACCUACUAGGUGACUUCCAAUUUACAACAUGCUCUGACGAGAAAUCCUUAAUGUCGAGGGUCAACUCUUUGUGUUCCCUUCUUCAGAAAGAUGGCACCCCUGUUCAGACUUUUGAAAUGACGGAAGAGGAAAAGAAUGUAACUGAUAAACAUGAACUUGAGUUACUGGAUCACAGUACAAAUAAAGGUGACACAAUUGCCCCCGAAGAUUCUGUUAGAGAUGGGUACAAGCAAGCACCGAGCAUGCCGAGAAUCGAUUCUUUUGGGGAUUUGCUCCUUCAUCUUCCUCGGAUUGCUUCACUACCAAAGUUCUUGUUUGACAUUUCUGAAGACGGGGAUAAUCAAGCACGAUAGACAGGAGGAGAAGACGUUAAUGAUACUUGACGACAUGAUUUCUCUUCGUGGUUUGACACAAUUGCUGUUUUGGAAAUAGAAUUUCAGAUUGUUGUAUUGUAUAUGUACCUUGUAAAAUUAUUGAGAUUCAGAAAUUUGGUUUAAUGAUGAAUCUCAAUCCAAAACUGUACAGAGAGGAACCAUACAAGGGAUAAUUUAUAGCUUUUUUCUCAAGUUUAUGAUCUGCAAAUUUAAAGUGUAGCUUUUCUCUCUGUAUCCAUUGUUGGGUUUCCCGGUGUAAAAAGGUCUGAAUUUUUCUUGUAUUUUUUCCUUUGUGACUGCUGGAUAUGAAAGUUUGUACAUCUUUAUAUGAUAACUCUUCAAUUAAUUUCUUUAGUAUCUUUACCGUUGCAAAAA